Molecule: messenger RNA, 787 nt
Organism: Pocillopora verrucosa
Lineage: Eukaryota; Metazoa; Cnidaria; Anthozoa; Scleractinia; Pocilloporidae
Source: RefSeq, a predicted model, not a curated record
UACGCUUAGGAAAGACCUUCCGGUAAAAUUCACAUGCUCGAUCUCUGCUUGACUGAGACCCUUUUUUCAGGAAGUUCGGAACAAAAGGAAUCUGUGGUAAUUUUGGGAGAAUAUUGAGCAAUCCUAUGGAAAGCCUCAGAAAGUUAGGUAAAAAGAAGAAGCAACCAUCGUAUCCCAAAGGAGAUGAAUGUAACAUAGUGGAGGAUAAGAGGCCAGGCGUUGAGGCUAACAAGGAGAUCAACAAAGAGAGCAGUGGAAUGAAUCAGAUGGAUAAUGCCGCAGCAGACCUAAAAAGUGCCAACGAUAAUUAUUCAAAUGCAGAUCAGGCUAAAGUGACUGCCACUGGGCGAUCUUUUAAAGUCGCAGACAUUCCAAUUAAAGUGAAGAGUAAAAUCUGCCUUAAACUUAAUGUAGAAGAUAAUUAUAAUUUUAAAGAUUAUCGCUUACUUGGAGAGAAAAUGGGAAUUGAUCAAGAUGUAAUAAAAAAUUUAAAACGGUCAGCAAAUCCUACCCAUGAUCUUCUUGACCAGUGGUCUGUUAAACGUGAGGCAACUGUAGAGAAGCUCAUAGAGUUUCUUAGAGAGGAUGAUAUGGAUAGAGAUGAUGUUGCAACCAUUCUUGAAGACUGGUUGAAAAAAGAGAUUUCAAAUACUUGAGGUAUUGACAAUUUUUAUUAUUUUUUGCUUAGGGGUUUUUGUUUUUCUCUAAGAAAAAGCUAUGUUCAUUUAAUAGUGUUUUACAUUACGUUAAAAUAGAUAUUAAAAUCCUUUUUGUUUUUAUUUGUCAA